AUGGAAGGGGGCUGUUGUGAGGAGGAGGGGGCCCUGAGGGCCAUGGCCGAGCUCGAGCAGGAGUCACGCCAAGAGGCCAAGCCUGGAGACCUGAUUGACAUUUUUCGCAAUGGCUAUGAGCACUGGGCCAUCUAUGUGGGAGAUGGCUAUGUGGUCCACCUGGCAUCUCUGAGUAAGUGCCCCAAGGUUGUCUCUCCCAGCGUCUGCUCGAUUCUAAGCGACACACCAGUGAUGAAACGUGAGCGCCUGGAGGACGGGGUGGGCUGUCGCUACCGGGUCAACAACGACUUGGAUCGGGAGUAUAGACCACGUCCUGUGACCGAGAUCAUCAAAUCUGCAAAGGAGAAGGUUGGUCAGGAGGUUGAGUACAGUCUUGUGACAAAGUACUGUGAGCACUUUGUCACCGACCUGAGAUACGGCAAGGAACACUGCGAGCAGGUAAGGCCUUCUCUGGCUGCUGCCCAGCAUAAUCGCAAUGAAGCCAGCAAGCCCGAUGUUGACACCUGGAACCAGGCCAGUCACACCUACAGCCACGCCCUUAUCAGUGACGUGCGACAGAAGAGAAGGAGGAUCACACUCAGCACCAAGGGCCAGACCCUGAAUACAUACACCAGGAACCUGCAGCUCAGGAAAGAUCCAUCUGGCCUUGUCCCCUUCUCCUGA
This is a messenger RNA of Galeopterus variegatus (Sunda flying lemur), 663 nucleotides long. RefSeq names its product retinoic acid receptor responder protein 3-like. The record is from RefSeq and is a predicted model, not a curated record. Gene Ontology annotation, molecular function: A2-type glycerophospholipase activity; glycerophospholipid phospholipase A1 activity. Gene Ontology annotation, biological process: N-acylphosphatidylethanolamine metabolic process. NCBI's taxonomy places the organism in Eukaryota, Metazoa, Chordata, Mammalia, Dermoptera, Cynocephalidae. Gene Ontology annotation, cellular component: cytoplasm.